Molecule: messenger RNA, 2814 nt
Organism: Portunus trituberculatus (swimming crab)
Lineage: Eukaryota; Metazoa; Arthropoda; Malacostraca; Decapoda; Portunidae
Source: RefSeq, a predicted model, not a curated record
GUGGUGGUAAGGUCGAGGUGGUACAUUGAGGUGGUCUUCAGUUGAGCGUUGACCCCCGUGAAGGCAACAUCUCUGCCCCACCUGUCACCUGGCACACCUGAGCUCACCUGAACGUCUACUUACCUGUGUGUUCAUUAAGAAUGUGUCGUGUCGUAAGUGUGGCUGUGGUGACCUUCCUAUGUAUCAGCCAGGUCACGCCCUUCCCCCAGGACAUCCCCGUGCCCCUGCGAGACUCCCCCAGGGCCCUGCUGUCUCGCCCCUACAGGCCACAGAACACCCACCUGGCGUCCCUGGUGGAGAGCUUUGCCCAGAAUGACAUUGGGAAAGGUUACAUGUUUGAUCUGAACCUCCCGGACACAUCAGAGCUGGACAAGAUGCCGCCCCUUCCAACGCCGCCAAAAUUCAACAUCAACACUUUCACUUUUAACGAGAAGAAUAUACGCACGCCCGGAGACAUCUUCAGCCUCCUAGCGGAUGUCAAUGAUGCAAUGAACGAGAAGUCAAAGAGAACUCAAACGUCCAACUCCGCUGAAACCAAAACGAAGCAGAAAUCUGACGCCUCGAAACUGGAAAGUGAUGCAAAUGAAGCUGUAACGAAGAAAUCAGUGGUGUCUAGCUCUAGCGAAGCCAAAAUGAAGCAAAAAACUGAGGCUUCAAGGUAAAGCGAGUCUGAGCCGCUGAUUAAGAUUCCUGGGGUGGAAGUGGUGAAUACAUUUGGGAAGAAGAUUCUAAUGGCCACACAAGACUUCCAGAACUUAAUGGGGGUCGUUCAGCGCAUGACCAAGAAAGUGGAAGCGAAACUAGGCAACAAAACUGAGCCUCUCUCUUUCUCCGCGCCGCUCAACACAAAUGUCUCGAGUUUGGUGAGUCUGCUUCUUGAUUCUUCACGCCUGGAGGAGAUUCGGACCGCUGGACUGACUGCCAAAACUGAGGACGAAUUUCUGGACCACCUGACCUCCGUGCUGAUUGGCGAGGAGACGCGAGGCACUGCACUGACCCUUGACCCCGUGACCAUUAUUGCUCUGCUUACUCUUGCCGCGUACCUGAUCAGAGCAGUGUACCAGGUGCUCACUGUCACCGGCCGAUCUAUGGAGGUGGCUGAUCUGACAGUGCCUCUUCACCUCUCCGAUCUCCCCCUCGCCAUGGCUAGUAUUCAUGACUGGAUCUCCGCCCCCCAAGUUGUCACAGUUAGAGAGAAGCGGUCAGUGAAUCAUCUGGUGGGCAACAUUCUGGACAUCCCCGGCAGUCUGGCAGCGAUCAUUAAGCUGUACAGGGAAGGACACCGCCGCUGUGUCAAGCCUUUCAUUUGUGAGCAGAUGGAGAGACGCUCGUUCUCUGAAGUCACCCUCACCGAUAUGCUCAUCGCUGGUCUUGGCUACUACUUCGGAGAGGACAGCUGGGGAACGUUCAUUGACAACACCAUCACAGCAAGGAGCGCAGGCUGUGACGUGCUGCCAGAGAGGUGCUCGGCAAGGACUUUGGAUGAUGCACACUACCUUGAAAGCAUCUAUACUCGUGCCUCAUAUAAGUUCUUUGACCUCCUCGCCCGCUUGACUGGUCUUGUGUAGGGGAGGUGUGUGUGUGUGUGUGUGUGUGUGUGUGUGUGUGUGUGUGUGUUUUGGUUUCUGUUCUUGUAAUAUUUUGAUUCGUGUUUUUAUUUUUUUUUCUUAUUUUUCAUAUUUUUCUUGAUUUUAGUUUUUUUUGUUACGUGGUGGAAUUCCUGAGGUGUUGUUCAUGUUGUUGUUGUUAUUUUGGUUUUGUUGUUGUUUGUUCAUCUCAUGUGUCUUAUUUAUUUCUUUAUUUUCCCUGUUUAUCAUAGUCUCCCCAUUCAAGUCUUCAUUUUCUGUGUAAACUCCUUUUUUUUUUUUCCUUACUUUAGCAGUUUCCAUACAGUAUUUUUAAUGUAUUUUCUCAUUAGGUCUAUUAUUCUUUACAGAUGUCGCCAUUACACAGCCUUAUGACGUUGCUGUAGUGACUAUAAACACAUACAAGUCAGUCAAUCAGUCAAUCAGUCAGUCAGUCAGUCAGUCAGUCAAUCAGUCAGUCAGUCAAUCAGUCAGUCAGUUACUCACUCAAUUAGUUAGUCAGUCAAUCAGUCAAUCAAUUAAUCAGUCAAUUAGUCAGUCAGUCAGUCGGUCAGUCAGUCAAUCUUCCUAUUAAUUCAAACCAUUAUUCUUUCUCAUAAUCUUAAUCUCACCACUUCACCGUUCCAUUUCUCAUAAUCACUUUAUUUUCCUUUUAUCUAUCAAUUUCUGGAUCUAUUUCUCACAUCUCUCCCAUCAGUCCCUAUUACCUGAAGCCAUCACCAGUACCUGUCCCCUUUCCCCUGCCACGUAACUUGCCCCCCCUGUCAGUCUAUCAGCAUGUGUCAGUCUCCCCUGCCACGUGUUUGUUAUCUAAUUAGUAUUGCAACCUUAGUAUUAUUUAUUUAUCCAUUAAUCUAUCCAACAUACACUGGUUUAUUUUGAGUGUAUAUGUGUAAGUGUGUGUAUGUUAUGUAUUUGUUCCAUGUUCUCUUUAAAUAUUAGCCCCUUCAGUACCAGGACGCGUUUCCAUAUUCAUUCUGCUAUUUGGUGACUUUGCACAGCUUCAGAAACUCAUGUGGGGGAUUAAAAUAGUGAAGAGUGUGUCCAUUAAUAUUCUAAACUCCAUAGACCCUUCCUAACGUCAAUAAAAUGGUCUAAUCGUACACAAAUCUCAAGGUAAAAAUGUUCGCCUGUACUGAAGGGGUUAAUUAAAUUACUGUAGAGAGGUAAUAUUUAUGUAGGGAAAGUUGUUGAAUUUGUUACCUGUUAAUAAAAAAUGUGAAAUCAG